Gloeophyllum trabeum ATCC 11539 is the source of this 3050-nucleotide messenger RNA. Its product is annotated as beta-glucan synthesis-associated. The record is from RefSeq and is a predicted model, not a curated record. Gene Ontology annotation, cellular component: plasma membrane; endoplasmic reticulum membrane. Gene Ontology annotation, molecular function: glucosidase activity. Lineage: Eukaryota; Fungi; Basidiomycota; Agaricomycetes; Gloeophyllales; Gloeophyllaceae. Gene Ontology annotation, biological process: fungal-type cell wall organization; (1->6)-beta-D-glucan biosynthetic process. Bases 136 to 2058 code for a protein of 640 amino acids. The transcript has 8 exons.
GCCCAGAGGAAAUACGCCGCACUGCGCGUGUCUCAGCGCUCCGAGUGGGAACUGGAACGAAGGCGUUCGUUUUGGUUCACUACUGUCGUCGUCGUACACGCCGUCUCCCUCCUUUCUCCUGCAGUUCCGGCCGUUAUGUCUCGACAGCCACGACAAAUGCCGCCAUCGAGCGCAUACUACGCCGUCCCGCAAAGUCCUGGGCCACGCUCGGCGCAGGGCUACCAUUCACAAUACAGCACUUCGCGACACCCGACGCGAACGCCGUCAGCGAGCAGCAAUGCGGGGAAUGUUAAUGGGCGGGGUGAUAUGGCGCAGGAGGUAGCGACGGGUGCGAUCGGUGCUGGCUAUGGCCCUUACUCACAUACACCCAUGACGAACGGUGGGUACAAUGCCUCCCGUUUUAGCGCCGCGCCUUCAGAAGUUUCAACAACAACCGCUGGCGACAAGUCGACGGCGCCCUUAGCGGGAACAAGCAACACCGUUCCAGCAUAUUUGUGGGACACAAAAGAUCCAGACCUGGACGACGCAUUACACAACCCUGAUCCCAUACGGGAUGCCGCCCUCGAUCGCUCGUUUACACUCUUCUCUGCCCGAGGAUGGGCCAACGCUGGUACCCUUUUCAUUCUGGCUGGCGGCAUCAUCGCUCUCUUUGCCGGCUAUCCCAUCGCUGCCUACUACAAUCGCGCACAGCUCACCGCUGUCGGUUACAACUAUGGCGGGAUCAACGGCUCCGGCCAGAUUGCCGACUUACCAGGAAUGCCAUCGCUCAUUGACCCAGAAACUCCUCAGAGUGCAUACGCAUACACAGGGACGGACGGCAAAUCGUACAAGUUGGUAUUCAGCGACGAAUUCAACACCGAUGGGCGGACGUUUUACCCGGGUGACGAUCCAUACUGGGAAGCGGUAGACCUUCAUUACUGGCCCACCGGUGACCUCGAGUGGUACAGCCCAGACGCAAUCACAACGCAAGACGGCAAACUCGUUAUCACCCUGAGCGAGUUGAACAACCACGAUCUGAAUUUCCAGAGUGGCAUGUUGCAGGGGUGGAACAAGUUCUGCUUCACCACGGGUUACGUUGAGGUAUCUAUCAGCAUGCCUGGAAGCCCCAGUGCACCUGGUCUGUGGCCUGGUGCAUGGACUAUGGGGAAUCUGGGACGGGCAGGUUACGGUGCUACUACCGAUGGUACAUGGCCGUACAGCUAUGACAGUUGCGACCUCGGUACUUUCCCCAACCAAACCGCUAAGGACGGCACUCCCGCUGCUGCCGCCACUGGCGGCAAUGACGGCGGGCCGCUCUCUUACCUUCCAGGCCAGCGUGUCUCCGCGUGUACAUGCCCAGGCUCCGACCACCCCGGCCCCAGCGUUAACAAGGGCCGCAACGCACCCGAGAUCGAUAUCAUCGAGACGCAGAUCGACACGACCGUGAUGCGCGGAGAGGUUUCCCAGUCGUUCCAGACUGCGCCUUACAACCUCAAGUACCAAUUUCAGGACCAGCCACCGGCGACGACGAUCUACGACUCGUCGAUCACGCAGUUCAACACGUACAAGGGCGGGCCAUUCCAGCAGGCGAUGUCGGCGGUGACGUACAUCGACUCGACGUACUAUGGCGGAGGGGACGGAGCGUAUGCGCCUUAUGGGUUUGAGUGGUGGUCAGACCCGAACAAUCGGAAUGAUGGGUAUAUUACGUGGUUCAGCAACGGGCAGAAGACGUGGACGUUGACGGCUGCAAGUAUCGGGCCUGAUUCGCAGUCGGAGGUCAGCCAGAGGAUUAUCCCCGAGGAGCCUAUGUAUUUGAUCCUCAACUUGGGCAUGUCUCCACAAUUCCAGCCUGCUGAUUAUAAGCAUCUUGUUUUCCCGAGCAAGAUGUACUUCGACUACGUCCGCGUAUAUCAGCGGGAGGAUGUCGACCCGAAAUCAGGGAUUGGCUGCUCGCCCAAGAGCCACCCCACGGAGGAUUACAUCCAGGAACAUCUGAACGCGUACUCAAAUCCCAACCUGACAACAUGGGAGCAAGCAGGAUACACCUUCCCUCGAAACUCACUAUACGACGGCUGCUAAGCCCUUGCAUCUGCUUUCAUUUCGCAUUGCUUGUUUCGAACGCACGGACUUGUACUCCUAUCUACUUUCUUUCGUAAUACACUCACCCACGACCACCGACACGACUCCUGCCGUCAUACCUAUUCUCCACUGUCGAUACCAAUCAUCUCGCCGCCUUGGUUUAGGCAGUGCGUCGUGCUCAUGAUUUGCUACUCGAUCUCGUUGUACAUACCACGAUAGUCCGGACAGACAUUAGCUAGAUGUGUAAAUCACAACCUCUUGUUCCCGUUCCACAUGCUUUACAAUACGAUGGGACUAGUCUUCGGAAUUCUUACUCACGUUGAUGUAGGCAUGCCCUGACGAAAUGUGCGAUUGAAUUACAAGUCUGCUUUGGCAUUAUGCUCUGUAUAGUACGUAAAGUCUAUCUCGUUCAGCUUUGGGGAAGGACAUCGGGCGCCUUGGGCCGCCACGUCCCCACCCUAUGAGUCUCGCUCAGUCCCAACAACUCCACCAUCUCCUUAGCUCGCCCCUGCGUCAUGCGCCCCAGGACCACUUCCUGACGCGUUCGGUUCGCGAUCCUGAAUCGCAAGCCGACGUGCUGGUAGUCUUCCCAUUCAGCCCUUCCCCUGAGCAGCAUCCUCCAGAACUCAAAGGCCAACUCUGCAGACUCGGCCUUCAGAGAGGCAUUCACGCAGAGCUUACCAGUGUUGGGCGUCGGAAGAUAGCUCUGGUGCCUGCUGGCCCUUAUCAUCUUCAUGACCGCGUUGAGGUUGCUUCUGAGUCGCUCGGGCGGAUCGGAGUUCAUGCUUUGUGUGACGCUCGCAUGUAUACCCGCGGUCACUCCUUUCAUCGAGAUGCCCACAUCGAGAUCGGCCGCCAGGCCCAGCAGCCAGUCGACGAGCUCCAAAUCGCCCGCGGCCAUUCCGGCGCUCAUAACCGUCCCAAAGGUGACCCCGUCCGGCCGGAGGCCUUUCUUCACCAUCGCGUCCACGACUCGGGCAGCAGCUCGGACG